Molecule: messenger RNA, 3724 nt
Organism: Coccidioides posadasii C735 delta SOWgp
Lineage: Eukaryota; Fungi; Ascomycota; Eurotiomycetes; Onygenales; Onygenaceae
Gene: BMS1
Product: Glycoside hydrolase 2 (Mannanase, beta-galactosidase)
Biological process (GO): maturation of SSU-rRNA from tricistronic rRNA transcript (SSU-rRNA, 5.8S rRNA, LSU-rRNA); endonucleolytic cleavage of tricistronic rRNA transcript (SSU-rRNA, 5.8S rRNA, LSU-rRNA); ribosome biogenesis
Cellular component (GO): nucleus; 90S preribosome
Molecular function (GO): GTPase activity; GTP binding; U3 snoRNA binding
Source: RefSeq, a predicted model, not a curated record
UUUUGAAACUGAAUUAGGCCUAAAAUGGCUGAUUUUAUUUCUGAAACAUAUAGGAAUCGCCACUAGACAAUAGCUAGCUCUUCAUAGUUUAUGGUUGCUGAGUCAGCUGAAUAUAAGUUCCGCAAAGAAACAAUUUUUGGAACAGGGCGGAUAGCACGCAGUGAACAGCAAGCUGGGAACAGCAGCUUUUCCUCCUGUUCUGUGCGCUGUGUGAAAGGGUUGUUGCAAGAUGGAUGAUCAGGCAAACAAGCCCCACAGAAAGUCCAAGGACAAGGGGAAGAAGUCAAAAGACAAGAGCGGUCCCAAUGUGAAAGCCUUCGCAGUUUCACGCCCUGGGCGUUCUCAAAGACAGGCAGCUAGAUCCCAUGAUGCUAAAGAAAAGAGACUGCAUGUCCCCCUCGUGGACCGCCUCCCUGAGGAGGCACCUCCUAUUGUGGUCGCGGUGGUGGGACCUCCGGGUGUCGGGAAAACCACUCUUAUCAAAUCCUUGAUCAAACGCUACUCGAAGCAGGGACUUAGUUCUCCCACGGGGCCCCUCACAGUUGUGACGUCGAAACGAAGAAGGCUCACAUUCCUAGAAUGUCCCUCGGAUUCGCUGGCGAGUAUGAUCGACGUUGCGAAAAUCGCAGAUAUCGUACUGCUCAUGAUCGACGGCAAUUAUGGCUUCGAGAUGGAGACCAUGGAGUUUCUUAACGCCCUAUCUGCCAGUGGAAUGCCUGGAAAUGUGUUCGGAAUCCUUACCCAUCUGGAUCUAUUCAAAAAGAUCAGCACCCUUCGGCAGGCGAAGAAGCGACUAAAGCAUCGGUUUUGGAGUGAGCUAUAUCAAGGAGCGAAGCUUUUCUAUCUAUCCGGAGUCAUCAAUGGACGCUAUCCCGACCGCGAAAUCCAUAAUCUAUCCAGAUUCCUGUCUGUCAUGAAGAAUCCUCGUCCUCUGAUUUGGAGAAAUUCGCAUCCCUACUGUCUGGCAGACAGAUUCUUGGACAUCACCCCACCGACCGAGAUAGAGGAAAAUCCGAAAUGCGAUAGAACCAUUGCGCUCUAUGGAUACCUACGCGGUACGAACUUUCCGGCGGUUGGCGCCAGAGUGCACGUUCCAGGCGUGGGGGAUCUUAAUGUGUCUUCAAUCGAAGCACUGCCGGAUCCUUGCCCGACGCCGUACAUGGAUCAGGCGAUAGCGAAGGCAACAGGAAAAUCAAACCGGAAGAGAUUAGGAGAGAAACAGAAGCUACUCUUUGCACCAAUGUCGGACGUUGGCGGUGUUUUGGUUGAUAAGGAUGCUGUCUACAUUGACGUGAAGACUUCGACCUUUAAUAAAGAGGAGGAUGACGAGGAUGAGGAACGGGGUCUGGGAGAGCAGCUUGUCAUGGGGCUGCAGGGUGAAAGAAAACUGCUCGGCGAGACCGCCGCUGGCGUCCGACUCUUCAGAGAUGGUGAUAUUAUUGAUGCUGGAACUGGCGAAGAAGGGAGAAAGGAAAAAAGAAAGGUCCGGUUUAUGGACGGCGAAGCAAAUGGCCGGGAUAUUGUUGAUGAAGACGAAGGUUUCGAAAGUGCCGAGGAGGACGAGGAAGAAGAGGAAGACUACGACGACGACGUGGGACCACCACCAGAUUUUGAUGCACGGUUCAAGAGACAGCAAGAUGACUCGGAACAACCGGACGAUGGUGAUCUUGCCUUUGCCGAUAGUGAUUCAGAUCUUGGUUCCGUAUCGUCAGUGGAGGAUCAAGACCUGGAAAGCGCGCCAAGUGAUUACGAAGAUGAGGAUGAUGGGACUAUGCAUUGGAAAGAAAAUCUGACGGCUCAGGCAAAAGAGCUGUUUAAAAAGCCGGCAUAUCGUAUUGCUGAACUCACCCGUAUGCUGUACGAUAACUCGAUACCUGCGGAGGAUGUCGCGAGAAAGUGGCGCGGAGAUGAUUUCCCGCCGUCUGGUGAGGAACAGGAGGAAGAUGCUGAUGAUUUUUUCAAGAAAACGAAUGUAGAGAAGCAAGAGCUUGAUGACCGGACGAUUCCAAUCUUCGAUUAUGAAGAACUUGAACAGAAGUGGCAAGAUGAGGAAAAUCUGGAGCUUUUACGGCAGCGGUUCGCCAGCGUUAAAUUUUCCGAACACGCAUCAGGUGACGAAGAAGGUUUUGAUGAAGAUGAGGACGGUGACAGCGAUUCCGAAGGAGACGGGGCUUUUGAGGACCUUGAGACCGGUGAAGUGGUGAGUGGGCAACCGGGAAGUGGUGACGAUGAGGAAGAGGAGGGCGACGAUGAGGAGAGCGGCGCGGAAGGCCUUGAAGCAGAACGUGAGAAGAAUGCCAGAAGAAAAGAAGAGCUCAAAUUGCGAUUCGAGGAAGAGGAUAGGGAGGGGUUUUCUAACGCGAAAGAGGGCACCCGGGGUGAUGGAGACGAAGAACAAUUUGGCGAGGACGAGUGGUAUGAUGCACAGAAAGCAGCACUACAAAAACAAAUCGACAUUAAUCGAGCCGAGUUUGAUAACUUGGAUUCGCUCUCCAGAGCCAGGGCUGAAGGAUAUAGAGCCGGGACAUAUGCACGAAUUGUGCUGGAGAAUGUUCCCUGUGAAUUCUCCACGGGGUUUAAUCCCCGUUUUCCAGUCAUCGUGGGAGGCUUAGCACCCACAGAGGAGCGGUUCGGUUUCGUCCAAGUUAGGAUUAAGAGGCAUCGAUGGCACAAAAAAAUCCUCAAGACCAACGAUCCGUUAAUUUUCUCCCUUGGCUGGCGACGAUUCCAGACCCUCCCUAUUUACAGCAUCUCGGAUUCUCGAACCCGAAACAGAAUGUUGAAAUAUACCCCGGAGCAUAUGCAUUGUUUUGGAACUUUCUACGGCCCACUAGUUGCACCUAACACCGGCUUCUGCUGCGUCCAGUCAUUCUCGAACAAAAAUCCGGGAUUCAGAAUAGCUGCCACCGGAGUCGUAUUAAGUGUCGAUGAAGGCUGCGAAAUUGUGAAGAAGCUGAAGCUCACCGGUUAUCCAUAUAAAAUCUUCCGAAAUACGGCUUUUAUUAAGGACAUGUUCAAUUCCGCCCUUGAAAUUGCCAAGUUCGAAGGCGCAGCUAUUCGCACAGUGUCUGGCAUUCGAGGACAAAUUAAACGUGCUCUCAGCAAACCCGAAGGUCAUUUCCGUGCCACAUUUGAAGAUAAGAUUCUCAUGAGCGAUAUCGUUUUCUUGCGUACUUGGUACCCGAUUAAACCGGCCCGAUUCUACAACCCAGUAACCAACCUCCUUGACGUCGAAGACGGAGAGGGCAAGGGAGGAUGGAAGAGCAUGCGUUUAACAGGCGAAGUGCGGCGUGACCAGGGCAUUCCAACUCCCCUUGAGAAAGAUUCCGCAUAUCGCCCCGUCGACCGGCCCACCAGGCACUUUAACCCGCUCCGCGUCCCAAGACAACUUGCCUCGGAUCUCCCUUUCAAAUCCCAGAUUGUCCAAAUGCGACCCCGCAAGAAGGAGACGUAUAUGCAGAAGCGAGCUGUGGUUUUGGGCGGGGAAGAAAAGAAGGCCCGAGACCUGUUGCAAAAGCUGACGACGUUGCGUAAUGAGAAGGUUGCAAAGAGGCAGGCGGCACAGGAGGAACGACGAAAGGUAUAUCGUGCCAAGGUGGCGGAGAGUUUAGAGAAGAAGGCGGCUAGAGAGAAGAGGGAAAAGGGGGAAUUUUGGAGUCGCGAGGGCAAGAAGCGGAAGAACGAGGGCGGAGACGGAGGCGGUGGGAAGAAGAGAAAGCGAUGA